Molecule: messenger RNA, 3211 nt
Organism: Nestor notabilis (Kea)
Lineage: Eukaryota; Metazoa; Chordata; Aves; Psittaciformes; Psittacidae
Gene: CFAP70
Product: cilia and flagella associated protein 70
Exons: 26
Biological process (GO): cilium movement; cilium assembly
Cellular component (GO): motile cilium; extracellular exosome
Molecular function (GO): protein binding
Source: RefSeq, a predicted model, not a curated record
AGCCAUGGAGGUCUCUGCGGGGCUGCCUUCCAGGAAAGAGUCCACUGUAUCUGUUUCCAGCGAGUCACAACCAACACCAGUACAGAUCACAGUGCUCAAGGCACAGGACCUGAAAACUCUCAAAAGUGAUGUGACAGUCACUUCAGUGUGUGUGGAGUACAACGGAGUGAUCGUGGGACAGUCUUCCAGGACUGAUGUCCUGCCAAAUGGGACAGCAGACUACAAUUUCACAACCAGCUUUGAGUGCAGCCCCGAUGGGCCCAACUCCCUGGAUGACAUUGCACAAACCCCUGUACUCUUGACAGUGAUAGAAAUGUUGCAAAAGGACAAGAAACAGAAGGAGAGGACCACAUCUCUUGGUCAAGCUGUGGUAGACCUUCUACCUCUACUGCAAGGACAAUGUUCAUUUCAGGUCACAGCUCCUUUAUAUGCAGUGCCUACCUCUCCAUCAGAGAACCUUCACCCAGAGGCCAAGGGUGGCCUUGAAGUGACAGUGAGCACCAAAGAGCCUCUGCUGACUGCCAUGCAGCUUUCAAACGGUAACUUCCUGAGCAUCACACUGGAGGCAGCUUAUUCUAUCCCUGAAGCGUUUGCUGCCACAGGACCCCUGCAAAACUACAUGGCUUGCUUGCAAGUGCCAGCAACUGGGGAGAAAGAACUCCCCUUGCUCUUCAAGAAUGGCAUCCUGAAGCUUGCUGGUGAGAAAGAGCCAUUACCCCGGCCCAAAAAGUGGCCCCUUGCUAACAUUAUGGCCCCUGGCGCUCUGAACAUACCCAACUCCUUCAUUGUUGGUGGUCCCUAUGAGGAUGAGGAUGGAGAGCUCAACAAAGGAGAGGACAGGGAAUUUAGGACCCAAGCAGAAAGCAUGAAGAGAGUUGUGUGGGACAUGGAAAGUCGUUGUUACCUGGAUCCUGCUGCAGUAGUCACCCUGCAGAAGCGCAUAGCAGAGUGCCAGUAUUGGCCUGUGGAGGUCUGCAGGAUAUCUGUGGCCUUACCCAGCAAAGGGAAAACCAGCAAAGCUGACAAGGGAGAUGAGGAAAAGCAGAUUUCCUUCCAUGGUGUGGCAUAUGUCAACAUGAUGCCUUUGCUCUGCCCUGGUGUGAAGCAGAUCCGAGGCGCUUUUCGUGUCUGUGCCUACCAAGACAGCAAAGUGUUUGAGAAGACCAAAAGUCAGCACAGCGUUUUCCGGGAUGUCAGGAGGCAGCUCAGUGUGACUCGGGUGGGCUCGGGGACCUUAGGGUUCGGUGCUCCCCUUACCCGAGCUGCUCCCAGCAAGACUCAGAAGGAAGACAAAGAGAAAAGCACCAACAAGAAGGUAAGGUCUAGAGAGAUGUCCCACACGCCCAAAAUCCAGUUGCCAAAUGGCACUGGAGAAGCGGAAAAUGCCAUGCAUCUCAACCCUGAAGGACAGCAAUAUGUUGAAGCAGGAACGUUCCUGGUGAUGGAGAUAAAGCUGGACAAGGCCUUGGUACCAAGGAGACUGCGAGAGGAGCUCACCGAACGGGUCAAGCAGAUGAUUCCUCCUCGCCCUCCGCUACCUCCCCGGACUUCAGGAGCCCAGAAGGCUGUGGAAGAUUAUCACCACCACGUCACGAGCAUUGCUGCUGCCAUCCUAAAUGAAUGCCAUGAACUCUUUGGAAAGCAGCCGCCUGACCAGGGAAUGACAGACCACCAAACGCUGGAGGAACAGAAGCGUCAGCUCAACUUUGAGCUCAACAGCUCUGGCAAAUACUUUGCUUUUAAGGAACAGCUAAAGUAUGCUGUAGUGAAGAUUGUGAGGGAGAAAUACCUGAAGACCACAGCGUUUGAGAGCCAGGAGCAAUUCCAGGCAUUCCUCAGUGAGCUCUACGUGUACCUCGUGGACCAGAUGCACAUUGCCCUGAACCAGCUGCUGUUUGAGGAAGCUGCUCCUUCUGCCCCUCCAUCCCUCAUGACACAGAAGCAGCUCGGGCUCUUUGCUCAUGAGGCUCAAGUCAUCAAGGACUACAAGUUGGCAUCUCUCUACCACCAGCAGAGGGUAGCUCAGGACCAGUACAACAUCGAGUGCUGGCUGGACUAUGGGGCGUUCUGCCUCCUGCUCGAGGAAACAACCAAAGCCCAUGAGUGCUUCCAGCGGGCUCUUUCUCUGGAUCCCAAUCACAUCCAGAGUUUGCUGCUCUGUGGGAUUACAGCUGCCAUGCUGCAGCACGAUGAAGAGGCAGAGGUUUUAUUUGAGGAUGUCUGCUGCUUGGAGCCAUCCAGUGUGGUGGCCUGGACGCUUUCAGGUUUGUUUUAUGAGCUGCAGGAUAAUAAUAUUCAGGCAGAAAUGGCCUUCCGUGAGGCUAAGAAGCUCCUGCAAGCACAGCUCGCCAAGGAGAGGAAUAUCCCUGAGGCUGCUGAGGCAGAAGGAGGUAAAAAAAACCCCAUUUCUGCUGGGUGUGUGAGGUCUCCCAGCCCAGGCCCAGAAGACCACUUGCCAGAGAAGGUUCCAAAUGGCUCUGCUGACAAACUGCCAAAGGUGAUGGAGCCUGCCCCAGCCUGUGUGGCACCCAAGGAAGAGGCAACUGCACCAGAGGCAGCCCCGAAAGCACCGUCCCCUGGUUCAGGACUUGGACAACCUCCCUGCACUAUCUUCAUGAAGACAGUGGAAUUCCUGAUGAAAGUCAAUGCUGUCCAGUUUGUUCACAAGGCCCUUGCCCACGAGCUGCUGAGCCUCCAGGGUGGUCCCUCCAGUGGGUACUACCUGGCGCUGGCCCAGACUUACUUGCUGAAAGAAGAACUCUCCAAAUGUGAAGAAUGUCUCUGCGAGGCUGUUAGGAUUGACUGCAUGAAUCCAAACGUCUGGGCUCAGAAAGGGCACCUCUGCUACCUGAAGGAAGACUUUGGUGAGGCAAAGGAGUGCUAUGAGCGAACCAUGGGGUUUAUGGAGGAUGCUGAAGAUAUGCACUUUGUCUACCUGCGCCUGGGCUCCAUCUACCUGGAGGAGAAAUUGUAUGGCCGAGCGAAAAAGAUCUACCUGCUCGCCUGCAAAGACUCCGCGUCCUGUCUCACCUGGCUGGGGGUGGGAAUCGCCUGCUACAGGCUGAAGGAGAUGGUGGAAGCAGAAGAUGCCCUCUCUGAAGCCAAUGCCCUCAAUAACACCAAUGCUGAAGUGUGGGCAUAUCUCUCCCUCAUCUGCCUGCAUGGAGGACGGCAUAUGGAGGCAGAGCAGUGCUACAAGUACGUCAUCAAG